UAUAUGGGGGGGAGCGCCCGCGCCGCCGGCCGGUCGGAGCGCAGCAGGCACUAAAGAAGCGCGACGGGAGUGCAGGGCAGAGGCGGCACCGGAGGCUAGAACGGACGAGUGGCCGUGGGGGGACCGCGGCGCACUGGGCAGGGUGUGUGGCUCGGUCGGCAGCGGCUCCGGUGUCCGAGGCGGGGGCCGCGCUGGCGGUGGAUGUCUGCCCCAGCCAUGCUGUGCUAUGUGACCAGGCCGGACGCGGUGGUGAUGGAGGUGGAGGUGGAGGCCAAAGCCAACGGCGAGGACUGCCUCAACCAGGUAUGCAGAAGGUUGGGGAUUAUAGAAGUUGAUUACUUUGGACUGCAGUUCACUGGCAGCAAAGGAGAGAGUUUAUGGCUGAAUUUGAGAAAUAGGAUCUCCCAGCAGAUGGAUGGACUAGCUCCUUACCGAUUGAAACUGCGUGUCAAGUUUUUUGUAGAACCACAUCUUAUUUUGCAAGAACAGACAAGGCAUAUGUUUUUCUUGCAUAUAAGGGAGGAUCUUUUGGCUGGUAAUCUUCAGUGUUCUUCAGAGCAUGCCAUUGAACUUAGUGCAUUGUUGGCUCACAUGAAGUUUGGGGAUUAUAACCAGAAUACUGCCAAGUACAGCUAUGAAGAGUUGUGUGCAAAGGAGCUCACUACUGCCACCUUAGACAGUAUUACUGCAAAGCACAAGGAACUAGAAGGGCUGAGCCAGGCUUCAGCAGAGUACCAGGUUCUGCAGAUUGUGUCAACACUGGAGAACUAUGGGAUAGAGUGGCACUCAGUGAGAGACAGUGAAGGGCAGAAACUUCUUAUUGGUGUUGGGCCUGAGGGCAUCUCCAUCUGUAAAGAUGACUUCAGCCCUAUUAACAGGAUUGCUUAUCCUGUUGUUCAAAUGGCAACCCAGUCUGGGAAGAAUGUGUAUCUGACUGUCACCAACGAGUCUGGUAAUAGCGUAGUUCUCUUGUUUAAGAUGAUCAGUACCAGAGCAGCAAGUGGACUGUACAGAGCAAUAACAGAGACACAUGCAUUUUACAGGUGUGACACUGUUACUAGUGCUGUCAUGAUGCAGUACAGUCGAGAUUUAAAGGGCCAUCUAGCAUCCUUGUUCCUGAAUGAAAACAUUAAUCUUGGCAAAAAGUAUGUCUUUGACAUUAAACGAACAUCAAAGGAGGUUUAUGAUCAUGCGAGGAGGACUCUUUACAAUGCUGGCAUUGUGGAUCUUGUUUCAAGAAGUGACCAAACACCACCAAAUUCUCCCCUUAAGUCUUCAGAAAGUAAUAUGAACUGUGACAGCUGUGAGGGUCUCAGCUGCCAGCAAACAAAAGCUCUUCAAGAGAAGUUGCGGAAGCUGAAGGAGUCUAUGCUAUGUAUGGUGUGUUGUGAGGAAGAAAUAAAUUCAACCUUUUGUCCUUGUGGCCACACAGUAUGCUGUGAGACCUGUGCUGCCCAGUUGCAGUCAUGCCCAGUUUGCAGGUCUCGGGUAGAGCAUGUCCAGCAUGUGUAUUUGCCAACCCACACCAGUCUGCUCAAUCUGACAGUGAUAUGAUCUGUGUACACUUCUAAAGCAUCAUGUACUUUUUACAAACUGCACUAAGAUGAACUACAGCCAUUGAUUGUGAAAAAGGCAAUCACUCCAGCUCCUGCCUGCAAUGAGAAGCAAAAACCCCACUACAUCUCUGGGUCGGAGAGGGGUCAAUAUUAUCUGUUCAGCAUGCCCAAGAAGAGGUUUUGGGACAUCUUGUGAAAACAGAACUCUAAAAAAAUUCAUGUCAUCUAAAGGAGGAAAAAGGCCUUCUUGAUGCAUGAGCUUGCAAUGUGGCAAUAUUGCCAAAAGCUAGGUAAUUCUGGGGAAUGUGGUGUAAAGUCUAUUUGAUAUACCCAGCAGGGAUAAUUCAAUAUGUAGUUUUACACAUUUUAUAAUUGGUUUUACGUUUCUUUUUAUUUUGUUCCUUUAGUGUGAUCACUCCAUUAUUUUUAAUAGCAAAACUAGUUUUUUACAAAUUUGUACGUCAGUUUUAGUGUGAUGUUUAUAGUUUCUGUGUUUAGUAAUUGUUCUAAAGUGAGGGGAAACUAUUUUAAAAAUCAGUAUUUUUAAAAACCUGAGGUUGCAAGGCUUUAAGCAAGCAGUUGCAUUUAAAUCAGCAAUCUAAUCAAAGCUCAAGUCAUAUGACAGUGAUAAUUUUGGAAGGUUUUUUUGCAGCAAAUUUUAAUUUCUGGAUGUUGAGAGGUUCGUCAGGAAAGUCUCUCCUGCUUGAUAAUGAUGCUCCACUGAGGAAAUGUUCUGGGGCUUUGCUUGCAAAUCAAAAGGGAAAACCAUUUCUACUUGGGAAGGAUGUAAGUUGUGUAACAGUCACAGAUUCAACUGUCAGCCUGUAAAUCUGCCUUAGCUGUGGAGGCUGAUUUUGCUUGAACUAUCAAAUCCAUUUUGGCCUAAAAUAGUGUAAAGUUUGUAUAAUUUAAGUGCUUUCAUAAGUUUAACUUUUGAGUUGCUUGGUUAUCUUUCUUGCUAAAACUUUUUAUCUUCCACCCCCAUUUGGGCAUUUUGGACUUCGGUCAACUAGUGUAUUCUCCAUGAUUUAGAGGAAACUAGAAGACCAUAUUUGGGUGCAAUACUAGCUAAAUUAAAGCUAGAAAACUACACUGUCACUUUACUGAGAUUUUCUGAGUAUACUUUUCAUAUUGCCUUAAUGUAGCAGUAAUGUGUGUGUAUGCAUUUGUUUCUUUGCACAGACUUUUGUCAAAAUAUUAAAACUCUACUUUUUUAUCGCACAUAUUAGCAUAUAAACCUUACUCCAAGAGGUAUUUAUUUUUUCACUUUGUAAAGAAAUUUUUGUUUCCACAUGAAGCAAGAACUCUGUCCUAUAUCAUAGACAACUUCUGUCUUUUUAUAUUCAGGUUAAUAAAGGACUUUAAAUCAGA
Molecule: messenger RNA, 2927 nt
Organism: Chrysemys picta bellii (western painted turtle)
Lineage: Eukaryota; Metazoa; Chordata; Testudines; Emydidae
Gene: MYLIP
Product: myosin regulatory light chain interacting protein
Biological process (GO): ubiquitin-dependent protein catabolic process
Cellular component (GO): cytoskeleton
Molecular function (GO): ubiquitin-protein transferase activity; cytoskeletal protein binding
Source: RefSeq, a predicted model, not a curated record